This is a messenger RNA of Brenthis ino (lesser marbled fritillary), 1809 nucleotides long. NCBI's taxonomy places the organism in Eukaryota, Metazoa, Arthropoda, Insecta, Lepidoptera, Nymphalidae. The record is from the annotation of a GenBank genome assembly.
AUGGAUAUUAAUAGUAUUCGUUACUACAGCGAACAACUCAGGUUCAAUGCGUCCGCCGGCGGCGCCCGAGCGGCCGGACACGCCGGGCGGCGCGGGCGCGGGCGCGGGCGCGGCGGCGCGGGGGGCGAGCAGCACGACGCGGACAGCUCGUGGGAGGAGGACGAGGCGGGCGCGCCGGCGCUGGUGCUGUACGUGGUGGAGCCGCCCGCGUCGCACGCGCACCGCCCGCGCGCGCUCGCCGCGCUGCUGCGGCUGGCCGCGCAGGCGCAUCGGCAUCUGCACCAUCACAAUCCUCUGGUUAAGAUCAUAUCGCUGGAGGGCGUGUGCGAGACGUGGGGCGCGCUGGGCAGCAGCAACAGCGGCGGCGGCGGCUCGGAGGUGCGCGCGCUGGCCUUCAGCGUGUUCAGCGGCGCGCGCCGCCUGCUCACGCACUCGCCCGCCGGCAAGUCGCUCACGGGCUUCGGUACCGCCGCCGCCGCCAACCUCUUCCUUAGCAAUAAAGACGAGAAGAACCGAGCGCCGUACAAGCUGUUCUCGCCAGCGUGGGUGCUGGCGCCGCCGCGCGCGCUCAAGGAGGUGGCGGAGACGUGGGGCACGGCGUGCGGCGAGCAGAGCGCCGUGCUGUUCCUGGCCUACUGCCUGUCGCAUGACCAGCGCUGGCUGCUCGCCGCCGCCACCGACGCGCGCGGCGAGCUGCUCGACACCGCCGCCAUCAACAUACACGUGCCGGCCAGAUCAAGGCGGAAGAGAGGUGGUCCGGCGCGGCGGCUAGGCCUUACCAAACUUAUGGACUUCACUCUUGGUGUAAUGUCGCAGUCGGCGCAGCCGUGGCGUCUCGUUGUGGGUCGCGUGGGCAGGAUAGGCCAUGGAGAACUUAAAGGAUGGAGCUGGUUACUAUCACGGCCGAACCUCAACCGAGCAUCGAACAUGUUGCGCGAGAUGUGCAGCAGCUGCUCGCUGCUGUACCCCACGGGCGCGCCCUGCAUCCUGUCCGCCUGCCUCGUGUCCACCGAGCCCGACUCGUGCCUGCGCCUCAUGGCGGACCGCUUCACGCCCGACGAGAGGUUCUCGCAGGCCUCCAUACAGUCGCACCUGCACACCCCCAGGGACGUCACCGCCACGCAUAUACUCGUAUUUCCCACCUCUGCUACUACACAGUCAAACCAGAUGCCAUUCGAUCCACCAAACGCGAAUGGUGAAGAGAAUGACAUGCUACUCGGGCUAGGCGAUAUUGGUAUGGAAGAGGACAUCGGCGAGGAGAACAUGAACAUGGACCUGUUAAUGGGCGACAUGUUCAUGUGGCCGGCGGGGAGCCCCCGCGCGUCGCCGCGGCGGCACGACGACGAGGCGAGCCGCGAGGGAAGUCCGGCGCGACACGCGCAUUUGGCGGCUGCCGGAGCGUAUCCGAGAGACGAUGAUAAUCAACCGGAGCAAGUGGGCACCGUGCUGCAGCAGCCGCUGGCGCUGGGCUACCUGGUGUCGACGGCGCCUCUGGGCGCCAUGCCGGGCUGGUGGUGGGCGAGCUGCUGGCACCUGCGCGACGCCUGCCCCGCAUUCCUCAAGAACGCGCUGCACCUGCAGUGCGCGGUGGCGCCGCACGACGACUACACCUCCCUCACGCAGCGGCGCGACCACAACGCGCACCCGCUCGACUCCACCACCACCACUGAUGUGCUCAGAUACGUUUUAGAAGGCUACAACGCGCUGUCAUGGCUCGCGCUGGACGGCACGACGCACGACCGAAUCUCGUGCCUACCGCUGCACGUGCAGGUGCUCAUGCAGCUGUACCACACCGCUGCAGCCCUCGGU